AUGGGCGACGUAGGCCGGGCCUUUAGACCAAUUGCUCCCCGGACAAUGCCUCCCGACGGCGGGGCAGGAGGCCAACCACCGCUUGGUAACAGUGGCGGAGGGCCUUCGGAGGAUGGCCGGAUGAAAAGAGCUUCGACUGCGUGUAAAGAGUGCCAGAAACGUCGAACAAGGUGCACCGGACCACCUAAGUGCUCGGAAUGCGACACACAUGACCGAGAAUGUACCUUUGACGAACAAGCCGACAGGCGGCGCAAGGCGAAUGCGCGACGGACACAGGAAGAGCUAGCCAGCUUGUCGGAGUUCACAGAGCAGCUCCUAAGCGUCAUUCGAUAUUCCAACAACGCGACCACACAGCACGUCGUCAAUGUGAUUCGCUCUAGCACAUCACGGGAGGAAAUUCAAAGCGUCCUGAUAUCGAUUUUGGCUCAGAACCCCGAAUUAGCGCAGCAAGCGCUUGGCCAGCCCGCUCCACCACCUCAUCCGCAGCAACAUCCUUCUGCUGUUCCUCCUCAUCACGUUCCUAGCGACCUCGAUCCGCAUAGUCUCGGCCCUUAUUUUGAUCCCCGAUAG
This is a messenger RNA of Penicillium daleae, 570 nucleotides long. RefSeq names its product Zn(II)2Cys6 transcription factor domain-containing protein. Bases 1 to 570 code for a protein of 189 amino acids. Gene Ontology annotation, biological process: regulation of DNA-templated transcription. The transcript has 2 exons. Lineage: Eukaryota; Fungi; Ascomycota; Eurotiomycetes; Eurotiales; Aspergillaceae. The record is from RefSeq and is a predicted model, not a curated record. Gene Ontology annotation, molecular function: zinc ion binding; DNA-binding transcription factor activity, RNA polymerase II-specific.